UCACAAUUGAGCUCUUUUCGCCAAGUGUGCACAACGUAGACUUAAAAAAUAAAAUGUCAUCGAAUCUCAGUUGAGUUGAAGAAAUUAAUUAGGUGAAAAUCAUUUCUGUAGUAAUUCACGUAUAAUAAAAUACCAAACAAUCAAAAUACAUAAACGGCAUUUUGUCUAAGUUUAGUUUUUAUUUAGUAGUUUUAAACACAAAUUUAUAAAAUUAAGCCAAAAAAGGGAAUAAGUACAAUAUUGCAAUUAUACUAGUGGCCCAGGUGAUGCAAAUUUCAGCUCAGCUAUGCGGUUACAAUUUUAUUUAAUGGCAACGGCAUAUCUAUGUCUAAUGUCAGAGGUUCAAGUAUAUGCCGAUAACUUUGAGGAUAAUGAUUUUGCAGAAUUCGAAGAUUUCGAUGACGAUGAGUUUAUUGCUGGCAAUGUAGCAAGUCCGCAACAGCCAGAGGUAAUCGAUGUUAAUACCGCGAAGUCAAAUGGGAAUAUACGGAAGAAUGAAGGUGGCAUUAAUGAUUUUGCUGAAAUCGACAAUACGGAUGAAGAUGAAGCUGUUGUGGAGGACGAAGAAAAUGAGUUUGAGCAUUUUCAAGACGAAGAAGAAUUUGAGGGUUUCCCUGGAACGAACAAUGAAGCCGAUGAUGUAAAGCGGGGAGAUACGAAAAAGACGGAGCCCAAAUUAACAAUGGCCAAAGUUCCUAUGCAUUUUCGAACACACUGGGACUCAUACUGGAUGGAAAUGUUAAUGCUGGCAGGCCUUAUGGCCUAUUUCGCUAACUAUCUGUACGGAAAUAAAAAGAAUUCAUCUAUUGCAAGCUUGUGGCUUUCCACACACAAAAGUCUUCUUGAGGAGAAUUUUGUUCUUGUGGGAGACGAUGGUAAAAAGGAAACCGAAGGAUCCACCUUAAGCUUUAUAAAAGAAAGCGAGAGCGUGUAUACGCUUUGGUGCAGUGGCCGAACCUGCUGCGAAGGAAUGUUGGUUGAAUUGAAAAUGAUAAAACGGCAAGAUCUGGUUUCACUAAUAACUGGAAUAAUGAAACCAAUUAACGACCAGUUGCAUAUAAAAGUGGAAAUGUCUCCAGACUCAAUGGACAAUUUUGUGUUUUGUGUUGCAACUAAGAAGCAAGCUACUAAAAUGGGCAAAGAAAUGAAUGAUUUGAGCAAAUUUUGCACUCUAGUCAACAAAACUGAUGAAAAGUACAACAUUUCUGGUUACUCAUUAUUAUCAGAGAUUGCAGAGGCGUCAUCUAGCCUAUUGGAUAGUAGACUGAUAGCAGCACUAAAUAAGUAUUCACACCUUAUAGAGUAUAUUUACGCUUCGGAUCAAUAUAGUGGUCCAGUUCAGCAAGAGGACCCCAACACUCUUAAACAACCUGAGGUCAAACGCAUUUUACAUUGUGGGUUCAAUAUGCCUCCUAAGAUAGGAAUGGAAGAAUUGAAGCCUUUGCUGGUGUUAGUACUGUAUUUGAUGGAACGUAUUAGGCGUUUCCGUUUGUCAAAAGAAGGUAAAGCAAAGUCUGAUAAAAAUCGGGCUCGUGUAGAAGAGGAAUUCAUGAAGAAUACUCAUGCUGCUCGUGCUGAAGCAGCUGCUCAACGACGAGAGGAGAAGCGCAAGGCAGAAAAAGAGAAAAUUUUAGCUAACGAUGACCCGGAAAAACAACGUCGAUGGGAAGAGAAGGAACGGAAGCGUCUCGAGAAGAAACGUCCUAAGAUGAAGCAACUUUCAAUUAAAGCCUUGUAAAACAUUAAAUAGUUGUCGAUAAAAAUAACAGUUAUCGUGUGACGACCAAUUUAAUAAAAAUGUGACAUCCAAUAGUAGCAGUUGUAGUUCUGAUGAUGCGUUUGUUAAUAAAGCGGAUCACCAAUACCA
Messenger RNA from Wyeomyia smithii (pitcher-plant mosquito), 1867 nucleotides. Its product is annotated as PAT complex subunit CCDC47. Lineage: Eukaryota; Metazoa; Arthropoda; Insecta; Diptera; Culicidae. Gene Ontology annotation, cellular component: endoplasmic reticulum. The coding region runs from base 287 to 1738 and encodes 483 amino acids. The transcript has 4 exons. Gene Ontology annotation, biological process: endoplasmic reticulum calcium ion homeostasis. The record is from RefSeq and is a predicted model, not a curated record. Gene Ontology annotation, molecular function: calcium ion binding.